GUCUAGUUUGAGAUUGGCAGUUGCCAAUCAGUCGUGUGAGCGUGAGUUUUGUGAGGGAUUUUCGCUGUGACGAGUUGUCAGUUGUGUGGAAUGUUUUGUUCUUGUUUUUUGUUUUGUUUUUCCGUUAGUUGGUGUCGUGCGUUUGACGAGGUGAGACGAAAGGAAAGGUGGCUGUUCCGGUUUGUUUUUUGGCGGGAUUGACAUUUUAAAUGUUUGUGCCGAGCGACGCUCCCUGCAACGCAGUGUCUAGUAGUAAUUACAUUGCUAGCGGAUCCGGAAGUGGAAGGUGAGGUGACAGCGGUGGAGUGAAAAUUACGAGGGAAAUUUUUAAAUUUCCAGUGAACAGAAAAAUAAGUUCUUUGCAAUGCGAAUUCAACAAACGAAACAGUUAUCGCUAGGAAAAACAUUGAAAGUUAGCUCGGUGAUACCAUGGAGUAAUGUCCGGCAGGAUACAGGACAGCAGAAAAAGUGGGACUUGUGUGUUUGAAUCAAUAGUGGAUUGAAAAGAGGAAGAAGCAGGAGUGGGGGUCUCUUCUGAGCGAUGAGUAGUAGGGGGAGGAGUAAGACAUGGAGCAGAUGGAGCGAUGGUUGUAGUACGAGCAGGUUGCCCCAGGUUUUUAUCGUUUGGACCUUGGUGGGAGUUAUUGGAAGGAUUCUGUGCCUGCCGGAUGUCCGCGCCACAUGCCGCACGGUGCCGGGCCUCACGCGGGAACAGCUCGAGCUGUGCUACCGGGCGAGUGACGUCACGGCGGCCGCCAUCGAGGGGUUGGAGUUGGGGGUGCGCGAGUGUCAGCACCAGUUCCAGUGGCACCGCUGGAACUGCUCGUCGCUGAGCACGAAAAGCCGCAAUCCGCACACGUCCAGCAUGCUCAAGAGAGGAUACCGCGAGAGUGCGUUCGCGUACGCGAUCGCCUCCGCCGGGGUGACGCACAGUGUGGCCCGAGCUUGCGCCCAAGGUCGCCUGAUCAGCUGCGGCUGCGAUCCGGCCGUCAACCGGAAGGGCAUGUCCAAGUCGCUGCGGGAAAGCCUGGAGAAGGAAAAGCUGCGCUUUCUGGACGCCAUCAACGAGAACUCGAUCCUGGUGGACGACAGCCUGAAGAAGCUGAAGACGAAACAGGCCAGCCGGUGGAAGUGGGGCGGAUGUUCGCACAACAUGGCCUUCGGGGUGGAGUUCUCCGAGCUGUUCCUGGACACGCGGGAAAAGGGCGGUGACAUCCAGUCGCAGAUCAACCUGCACAAUAACCAUGCCGGGCGGAGGGCCGUGUCCAACAACAUGCAGGUCCGCUGCAAGUGCCACGGAAUGUCCGGCAGUUGCCAGCUGAAGACGUGCUGGAAGUCGGCGCCGGACUUCCGGGUGGUCGGCAAGGUGCUGAAGCAGCAGUACCGAAGGGCGGUCCUCGUAGAUCAGUCCAACCUGGGCAACGGUCCGCCAAUGAUCGUGUACCACAAACCAAAGAAACGGAAGCACGUCAAAAAUGCACGUCCGCCGAGGCGAACCAAGCAUCAGGGCUUGUCGGGGUCGUCGUCCGGUGGGGAGAGUAAUGGCGGCAGUAACCGCGGUGGUGACAGCAAGCGGGACAAGCAGCUCAUGAUGGGACAGCAGUCGCUGGUGGUGCCGAUGGGAGGUCGCGCCGGCAACAAGCGGAUGGAGAACGCACUGUUCUACUACCAAAGAUCGCCCAACUUUUGCGAGCGGGACCAGGUGUCGGAUAUACCGGGAACCGUUGGACGGCGCUGCAACCGCACCAGCACCGGCAGCGAGGGUUGCGCCUCGAUGUGCUGCGGCCGGGGCUACAACCUGGUCCGGGAGAAGCGCGUCGACCGGUGCAACUGCAAAUUCCACUGGUGCUGCUACGUCGAGUGCGACGACUGCGAGGUCGAGGAGUGGAUCAGCGUGUGCAACUAGAAGGACCUUAAGAAAAAGACGACGCUUAUCGCAAGUUACGGUUACGAAAUUCAGCUUCUCUAAGGCAAAAUGGCAAAACUCUUAGGCUGAGAUAAAGAAAAAAUAUUUAAUUGCAACCGCGUGCUUGGAAUGCUCAAGUCUUUACUUGCACCUUGCCAAGGCAGAAAAAGAAGUGAUUGUAUACGAGAGGUGCAUGUUAGAAACCCCUUCUUAAGCGUUCAAGUGACAUUAAUUAGUGUUUGGAUAAAAUAUCUCACAACAAACAUCCAUAUUGGCCAACAAACCAACGGCGUGUGUUCUAUCGCAGCAGUAUUACUUAAAUAAUAUAACAUUGAUAGAGUAUUUGUGGGGAUCGAGUUCGAAUCCACCGACCGACUACUAAUCGUGUAGCUAAUCGUAAUUGCUGUACAUUUACUAGCGAACGAAGAAAAACUCCAAUCGCGGAGUCCCCUCGAACCCCCCCGUGACUUAAGUUAAUUAGUUUUAUUAGUUUUUAUUUAUUUGUUCUGCCCGCGUACCUGUAAAUAUACAAAAAGAAGAAGAAGAAACGUUUUUGCGAUUAGUUUUUAAGUGAGACCAACCAAGCUGAUCACUGUCAUCAUCGAUGGUUAUGAUGACAAAUUGAUCGAUUCUAACCUGCUGUACAUGCUGAGUUAUACGCACACACACUUACAUGAAACGAUAACUAAUAAUUUAAUAAAUUACCAUAAAUUAUAAUUGGUUGUCGCAUGGGGUGCGCAAGAACGUGUGCUCUCUAUCGUUGGAGGGGAAGUUAUUGAGAGCGCAGAUUACAAAAUGAUUCAUGUAGUGAUUGAAUAAAUUAAUGACGAGU
Messenger RNA from Culex quinquefasciatus (southern house mosquito), 2738 nucleotides. RefSeq names its product protein Wnt-10b (gene Wnt10). Lineage: Eukaryota; Metazoa; Arthropoda; Insecta; Diptera; Culicidae. Gene Ontology annotation, biological process: multicellular organism development; neuron differentiation; cell fate commitment. Gene Ontology annotation, molecular function: cytokine activity; frizzled binding. The transcript is spliced from 6 exons. Bases 542 to 1906 code for a protein of 454 amino acids. The record is from RefSeq and is a predicted model, not a curated record. Gene Ontology annotation, cellular component: extracellular region.